Sorghum bicolor (sorghum) is the source of this 1054-nucleotide messenger RNA. RefSeq lists its product as uncharacterized. The transcript is spliced from 3 exons. The record is from RefSeq and is a predicted model, not a curated record. Bases 127 to 873 code for a protein of 248 amino acids. Lineage: Eukaryota; Viridiplantae; Streptophyta; Magnoliopsida; Poales; Poaceae.
CUACAGCUACAGCACACCACCACCGGGGCACCGGAUAAGGCAAGAGCGCUGCGCCGCUGCCCGCUGCCCGCUGAGGGGAGCCUGCUGCCUGCCAAGGAAGGAAAAGGGAAGCCUCUGGCAUAGCCCAUGGCGCGGGGCGGCCACGUCGCGGCUCUCUCCCUGCCACCGCGUCUCGCCGCGACGACGCCGUGCUCCGGCCGCCCUGUCCGAGCUAGCUGCGCCAGGCCGGUGCCAGCAGGGGGCGCGCGGCGGCGGGGCCGCGGACGCCUCAUGGUGGUGCGGGCCGGCGGGCCGCCCAGCACCAACCAGCUCAUCCUCGCCUUCGUGCUCCCGCUCUCCCUCUUCGUCGGCACGCUCGUCACCGCCGCCCGCGUCGCCGACGACCUCGACGACCGAUUCCUAAGGGAGGAGUGGCUGGAAAUGCUCGGAGCAGCAAUGCCAGUGCAAGCAUGGAAGCUACAAGAAGCAAUGCCAGUGCAAGCAUGGAAGCGACAACCUGCUUCGACAUCUUGGAAGGAUCAGGAUCAGGAUCAGGAUCAGUUGCGCUACUCCUAUAUGUUUGCAGCAGCUACAGACAGCUUACACCGGAAGCCGCCGAGACGUACUGAUCUUGCCGCGGCAGCGACAGAUGAAGACGUAGACCUGACCUCGUCGCGAGCAAGCAUGUUGGGUGUUGGCUUUCUCAAAUCUGCGGUUGGACUUCGACGUCAUCGAGCACUCAGGAGCUACCGCAACGCGGGCUCGGCGUGGCGAUGCUCGAGCGGUUCUGUUGCAGGGGCGCGCGACCACCUGCUCGAGCUGUUCGCUGUGGUCCAGGAUGGUGAAUUUGUGAUAGAGAUGUCAACUCUGCUAAUUAAUGGGUUUUCUUCUUGAAAUAAUCUCUAGUAAAACUCCAAAUCAACCCCCAAAUGCAUAGACAUCAAUCUUUCUUUGUUGACCUUCCUGUAUGAAAAAUAUUCAGAACCCAAGUACCUCGACAGUAGCAGUUUUUCAUAUCUGAUGUAACUGUGAGUUAAUAUACUAGCUAACUGCUAACCAAAGUCUUGAGAUGAUA